Microplitis mediator is the source of this 1804-nucleotide messenger RNA. Its product is annotated as protein lethal(2)essential for life-like. Gene Ontology annotation, molecular function: protein folding chaperone. The record is from RefSeq and is a predicted model, not a curated record. Bases 1 to 579 code for a protein of 192 amino acids. Gene Ontology annotation, biological process: response to heat; protein refolding. The transcript is spliced from 3 exons. Lineage: Eukaryota; Metazoa; Arthropoda; Insecta; Hymenoptera; Braconidae.
AUGUCAGUGGUACCUCUGAUGUUUCGCGAUUGGUGGGAUGACUUUGAUCGUCCGACAUCAAGGCUUAUAGAUCAACACUUUGGUAGUGCUAUAAGUCGUGAUGAUUUAUUUUCUGGUCUUUCAUCGUGGAAUAUCAAUAGACCACGUUCAAUUUUUCCUACCUCGAUGUAUUACAGACCAUGGAGAACUCUCGCAAGAUCUAAUUCUGGUGGUGCGAGCACUAUUCAGUGCGACAAGGACAAAUUCGAGGUGAUUUUAGAUAUACAACAAUUUUCACCGGAUGAAAUAAUUGUCAAAACGGUUGACAAUAAUAUUAUUGUGGAAGCGAAGCACGAAGAAAAAAAGGACGAGCACGGCUUUAUCAGUAGGCACUUUAUUAGAAGAUAUAUUCUUCCUUCAUGCCACGAUCCACUGGAAGUAACAUCAAGCCUUUCUUCAGACGGAGUGCUUACAAUUAGUGCGCCCAAAAAGAAACUUAUGUCGAGCACUAAUGAGAGAAUCGUUAAUAUUGUUAAAACUGGAGAACCAGCAGCAAAACCCGAAGAAAUGAGACAUAUUGUAACUACCGAAGAAAACUAAUAAAAAUUCGUUUUAUAAUUUAUAUUUUAUCGUAGAUAUUAACUCAUGAAUUUACGAUAAUUUGAAUCAAUUUACAGUUUAAUUUAUACUAAGAGUCUUAAAUUGUUUCAUAUCGACUGUCUUCUGAAGACAAAACUCUAAAUUUAAAUUCAAGUAAUUAUUAAGGAAAUUUUCAGACAGUACCCUCCCCUCCCACUUUUCAAAAAUAUGCAAUGACUUUCAAUUGUCAUUAGCGUAUCAAAAUUUAAUUAAUGAAUUAAAAAAAAAUUAAAACUUUAAUUGAAAAAAGGACAACGAAGAAGUAAUUUCGCCGAUAUAGAAUUUAAAAAAAAUUACUUACAGUUGAUAUCAAUCGGAAGUUAAUCAAAAUUUGUUAAAUAAAUUUCAUUAAAAUCUUCAUGUCAAUUUUUGACGUUGAAUUUUCAAAUUUUUUAGGCUAAAAUUUAUUUAUCAAAUUUUGAUUAACUUCCAAUUGAUGUCAACUGUAAGCAAUUUUUUUAAAAUUCUAUACCUCGGUGAAAUUACUUAUACGUUGUCCUUUUUUUCAAUUAAAGUUUUAAUUUUUUUUUUUAAUUAAUUAAAUUUUGAUACGCUUAUGACAAUUGAAAGUAAUUUAGAAUUUUUAAAAAGUGGAGGGCACUGUCUGAGAAUGGCCUUAAGUUUUUAUUAAACUAUUAACAAUAUUAAAAUUAUAAAAAAACACUAUAUAUUUUGUACUAAAAAAAAUAUUAUACAUAAUAUAAUAACAAAUGCAUAAUUUCCAUAGAUAAAAUUGCAGGUAUAAUUUAGAAUUAAAAAUUUUCCAAUGAUUCAAAAUUGAGAAGAAAAAUUUGAUCCUUGAUUAAAAGAAAAUUGAAAAGUAUUAAAAAUGAUAAAACUUGGAUUCUUUUCAACACUUCUCAAUACUUUCAAUACUUUUCAAUUCCUUCUCUUAUGGAGCUUUAACAUUGUAGAUCGUUUUCAAUUCUUUUUUAAAAUCUGGGAUUGCAAUAUACCAAGUAAUUAAAUAAAAAAUGAAAUAGAAUGUAUUAAUUAUUUGUAAAUAAAGUAAUCAACACUAAAAAUGACUUACGGGUUAUUAGCGCGCUCCGCACGCACAAUUGCUGCCUUUACAUGAUCCUGUGAUGUUGUUGUCACCAGUUAAUUUAUGGUAAAUAUCUCAAAAUGGUUAAAAAUAUAACUCGGAGUUUUCGACUAUACUCUUGAUGUGAAUGUAGCGAUGGCU